Molecule: messenger RNA, 561 nt
Organism: Trichosporon asahii var. asahii CBS 2479
Lineage: Eukaryota; Fungi; Basidiomycota; Tremellomycetes; Trichosporonales; Trichosporonaceae
Exons: 3
Coding region: 1-561 (186 amino acids)
Source: RefSeq, a predicted model, not a curated record
AUGCUCAGCCUCAUCAUCUUUCUCUUUGUCACCGCUACCCUCGGCCUCGCCGCCCCGAUUGCCAGGCGUUCUGAGUCGACCGACGCGCCCCACCGCUCCGGCCGCUCGCUCGGCGACCUCUCCCCGGGUGAGAUCGCCGGGAUGGUCCUCGGCAUUGUCCUUGGUCUUCUGCUCGUGAUCAUGAUUGUCGCGCAGGCUACCAACGGCUCCCGCAAGAUGUGGGCGCGCUGCCGCGCCAAGCGCGAGCAGCGCAAGGCCGAUCAGGCCGAGAUCGCUGCAUCGAGGGCCCAGCGUGCUUUCGAGCAGAAUGAGGACCUUUCCAGCAAGGAUCGCACCACCGCCUGGCUCGCCGACCGUGCCCGCAACUUCAGCUCGCUGUCCUCGUCCACCAUCGAUCUCCCUGGCACGCCCGAGCCCGCGUACUACCAGGAGCCCAAGUCUCUCGACGAGCAGCUGUUCACGGGAACCGCGCUCCGCUCUUCCUUUGAGCUUCCUCCCCCUGCCUACCCUCAGGAUGAGAUGGCCAAGAGCGAGACCAAGGAGCUCGGCGCCUCCAAGUAG